Phymastichus coffea is the source of this 2255-nucleotide messenger RNA. Its product is annotated as cilia- and flagella-associated protein 91-like. The transcript is spliced from 9 exons. NCBI's taxonomy places the organism in Eukaryota, Metazoa, Arthropoda, Insecta, Hymenoptera, Eulophidae. The coding region runs from base 79 to 1992 and encodes 637 amino acids. The record is from RefSeq and is a predicted model, not a curated record.
CGAUGACAAAAUUUCUUUCCUUCUGUUACGGAUGAGAUCGUCAUUUUUUUGUAACAGCGACAUAAACAACCAUUGACAAUGUGUGAAGUCAAAAUUAGACGGCGUUACAACAAUCAAUUCGUGGAAGAGCUCAACUCGCCUAUAGGCAGCUACAAAGAAUACGAUGCAUCGGAAAGUCCGGAGGAAGUCAUCUCUGAAGGAAAUGACAUCGAUGAAAGUUGCGACGUCCAUUCAAUGACUCCAGAAUCAUCGGCCAAGUCAACGAUGUCGAGCGAUCGACUGUCAAUUAACUUCGACGAUAGCAUGUUGGGAGGUGCAUGGAAGAGCUUGCAUAAGCAAUAUUACGGACUAAAGAAAUUCAAGAAUAAGGCGAUGCAGAUGGAUUAUAGGGAUAGCGAUUGUCAGACGCUACCGUGGGAACCGCCUUACACGAUCAAACCUGGCCACGAGCCGGAAGUGUUGACGUUGACCCACUUGACGUGGGGCAAGGGUCUGCCGGCGGGUGCGCACGAGAUCGAGCUAAUCAACAGGAUGCGGAUGAGGCGCGCAUGGGAGCGCUUGCUGCCCCCGAUGGAUACGCCGGCCAACGCGAAGACCCGCGUCGAGAUUCUGUCGGCCCUCGAGGCCGAGGAAUGGGCUUUCAGGGAGGCGGAAAUACAAGUGGUCAUGGACCUGCGCAUGAAGCUCGCGCAAGAGUUCAUGGAGUCCCGAGAGAGCGAGAAGCAGCGAAUCCGCGAUGCGAGACUCGCGUGGCUCGACGAGCAGCUGAGCGAACGCAAGCAGCGCGAAGUCAAGGCCGCAAGGACCAAGUGCUCGCGAGAGCUGCGCAAGCUGAGGCAGCGCUCGGCCAAAGCGCGACCCGGCAAGCGAGACGAGGCCGAGUUCCGCGCCUGCUCGCGGUGGAAGCACCAGGCGCGCCGCAAGUGGCCGAGCGCAGCCGAGUCGCGGCCGCGCGGUGAGCCACGUUCGGAAUCGGCUCGAGACAAGGGGCAACCGCUCCCUUCGACGGAUUCCGAGGUGGAGGAGCAGUACCGCCGCUGGCUGUCGCUGUCGUCGGUGCGCAAGCAGAGCGCGCCCGCCGAGUCGUCCGUCAAGCUGUGCCCGCGAGUGCAGCGUCGCAACGAGAGCAACUUCGCGCAGCUCUCUCGGGCCCUGGAGGCGAUCGCAGCCGAGCGCGACGAGGCGGCCGCGGCGGCUUGCGGCCUGCUCAGGCGCAAGCCGAGGCUGCCGUCGCUGCCGCCGACGCCGUCGCCGCCCGAGCGCUCGCAGGAGGCCGGCGACGCCGACGACGAGGCCGAUCGCUCGGCGAGCUUGCUGCGAAGACUCGUCAAAGGGCGCGCCCUGCAGUCGGAGAUCCUGGAGGGGCGGAGUCGCUGCAAGGAGCUGAUCGAGGAGUUGCGGUCGGCGCGGGCGCUCGAGAGAGCAGCCGCGGACGCGGGCCCGGCGGCGCGUCCCUCGCGGGACUCGAACCCGGAGCGCGCUCGCGAGAUACUGGCGGCGAUCGAGGGCAAGACCGUGGCGACGACGCUCGUCUUCCUGACGGACGAGCUGACGAGACUGCUGGCCGAGAAGCGAGCUCACGCCGCGGCUGUUCUGGCCGAGAGGGAGGCGACGAUGCGGUGGAUCGCGCGUGCGAGUGACGAGCGGCUGCAGCUGAAUCGGCGCGACGAGCUCGACGAGAUGUACCGGCAGAUCUUGAAGAUCGGCCAGGAGUCGGUCGAGCCGUACCUCGAGGAGAUUUUCAACCGGGGCGUCGAGUGGUCCUCGGCCAAGGCGGCCGAAGACCACGUGGUUCGACUGGCCGACGAGGCGGACGAGCUCGCGAGCCACGCGCGAGGCUUCGACGGCGAAGGCCUGGUGGCCGACAUGCUUUACGGCUCGCUGCUGCGCGAAGUGGAAAAGGAGUCGGCGAGACGCGGACUGCGCGAGAUUCAGCAGGGCUAUUUGCGCGCGGCUCGCGCGUCCGUCUACGACGCCACGCCGAUUUCUUAACGGUAUAAAACGCGCCCGUCGUUUCAACGGUUGCGACUGUUCGCGCGAGUCUUUUUGCGCCCGCCAAUGGCUGGAUGCAUCGUCAACUGGGACAAUCGGUCGAGACUCUGGCGCGAGUUCCGUCGACUGAGCUUGGAUCAUGUUUCGCUGAUAAUAAUGUUGACUUUAGUUUAAACCGUAUAUUUUGACUGAUUUGACGAAAAUUCUAUUUGUUGGUAGAUGCUCGAACUAUAUUUGUAGCAGUAAAUCUUGAAAUAACGCAA